CGUGGCGCUUCCGGCGCGCGGGCGGCGGCGGCGGGAGGCGGUCGGGGAUGGCCUGACCCUGCUCCGCUGGGCACCGAGGGGCUGCGGGACCCUCCGGGACCCUCCGGUACCCCCCGGACCCUCCGCCCGGCCCGGUAAGGUGAGCGCAGCUCUGCCGGUUCGGUGCCUCGGGAGCGAGGAGGAAAAUCCGCAGGCAGGAGCUCCCGCCGGGCACCGGGACAGCCCCGAGCGUCCCCGCCGCCCAGCUCGGUCACCGGGCACCGGGAGGUCCGGGCGGGGAUAAAGGUCCCGUGGCGGAGAUGGAGCCCCCGGCCGCCCCCCUCAUCCUGGGGGUGGGGGACGAGGUGACGCUGGUGGCCGGGGUGGCCGUGCUGGUGCUGGCGCUGGUGCUGGCCUGGCUGUCCACGUACGUGGCCGAUGGCAGCAGCCAGCUCCUGGGCACCGGGGACGCGGCCGUGAUCCGCCUCGGGCCCCUCCCGCCCUACGCGGGGCCCGCGGGGGCGGCCGAGGCUCCGGAGCCCCCCAGAGCCCCCGAAAACGCGGAGGAGAAAACAGAGGAGGAACGGGGGGCGGCGGCACCGGGGGACAGCGGGAGCGCCCCCGGUGCCGGCCUGGAGCCGCUCCUGGACGUCCCGAGCUUGUCGCAAGGCCCGGCUGAGCCCGGAGCCCCCGGCGGGGAGGACGCGUGCCCCGGCCUCAUCAAGAUCCGCCUCAAGUUCCUCAACGACACCGAGGAGGUGGCAGUGGCCCGGCCCGAGGACACCGUGGGGAUUCUCAAGAGCAAAUACUUCCCGGGCCAGGAGAGCCAGAUGAAGCUCAUCUACCGCGGGCAGCUGCUGCAGGACCAGGCGCGGACGCUGCGCUCGCUGCGCAUCACCGAUAACUGUGUCAUCCACUGCCACCGCUCCCGGGGAGCCUCCGCGGCCGCCCCGGCCCUGCCCGAGCCCGGCCCCGCCGGUCCCGCGGCCCCGGGGCUGCCCCUGGCCGGGGGCACCCUCAUGGUCCCCACGGUCAUGGUGGUGCUGGCGCUCGGUUGGUAUUUCCGCAUCAACUACCGGCAGCUCUUCACGGCCCCGGCCACCGUGUCCCUGAUCGGUGUCACCGUCCUGGUCACCUUCCUGGCCUUCGGGGUGUACGGACAGGCGGGGUGAGGCGCGCAGGGCUGCGGAGGCACCGCGCUGUCCCUGUGGCCCAGCCUUGCUGCCGGACUUUACCCCCUAAAAAGGGGCUGUGCCCCCCCCCCAAACUCCAUUCCCUCUCCCCCAGCCCCAAUCCCAGCUCGGGGGAGUGGGACAGCACUGGAACGGGCUAUGGCUUCUUCCUAAGGACUUUUCCAAGCAAA
Messenger RNA from Pseudopodoces humilis (Tibetan ground-tit), 1342 nucleotides. RefSeq names its product transmembrane and ubiquitin like domain containing 2 (gene TMUB2). The record is from RefSeq and is a predicted model, not a curated record. Gene Ontology annotation, biological process: ERAD pathway. NCBI's taxonomy places the organism in Eukaryota, Metazoa, Chordata, Aves, Passeriformes, Paridae. Gene Ontology annotation, molecular function: protein binding.